This is a messenger RNA of Osmerus eperlanus (European smelt), 1991 nucleotides long. It is a transcript of the gene mgat2, whose product is annotated as alpha-1,6-mannosyl-glycoprotein 2-beta-N-acetylglucosaminyltransferase. NCBI's taxonomy places the organism in Eukaryota, Metazoa, Chordata, Actinopteri, Osmeriformes, Osmeridae. The record is from RefSeq and is a predicted model, not a curated record. Gene Ontology annotation, molecular function: alpha-1,6-mannosylglycoprotein 2-beta-N-acetylglucosaminyltransferase activity. Gene Ontology annotation, cellular component: Golgi stack; Golgi membrane. Gene Ontology annotation, biological process: oligosaccharide biosynthetic process; protein N-linked glycosylation. The transcript has 2 exons. The coding region runs from base 506 to 1903 and encodes 465 amino acids.
CGUUAUCACUUUAUUUCUGACGUUGUGGUCCUCCCUCACUUAGCCAGUGCAUUGUGGGAGACUUGCAGGCAGCCAGGCAGCAAGCAGUCGUUCCGUAGUUGGUAUUUUGAGCCAGCCCUAGCUUACUGUUGGAUAGCGUUUUUUAUCCAGACAUCUGGAGCUGGAUAAAAGGAAUGGAGGAGAAUGAAUCUUUGACGUCUAUCCUUGGUUGAAUUUUGGUGACGAAGCUGCACGGUACGUUAGCGUUUUUUGUGAUUACAUGCACACCGCUAUCCUGCUGCCUACCAGCAACCAACAUGCCUUAUGGGAUAUUCAUCUGGCAUCAUUGACAUUCCAGAACGAUCCACGUUUACAUUCCAAAAGUUGGCUUAAUUGUCAAUCUAAUUUCCGAAGAGUAUCAAAACCAGCUGUCCGGCCCAGCACAACCCAUUAGCAAUAAUAAAACCGACCUUUCCGUUUCUCUACAAUCAACUUCUCUCCCUUCCCAAGGGGGUGACUGCCUAUCAUGAGAUUCCGAAUCUACAAGAGGAAGGUGGUGAUUCUGACACUGGUGGUAGUCAUCUGUGGGCUGGCGUUCUGGAGCAGUGGAAAGCAGAAGAAGAGUAACAGCACGUCUGUCCCUAAAGAAGUAGAGCCUGUGAAAAGUAGUAGUAGCAGUAGUAGUAGUAGUAGUAGUAACCAGGUACAGGCCACACCAGUGGUCAGUAAGCAACCCCCACCUGUCAUCCGUGCUGCGAUUGCCAAUGAGACUCACCAGGAGAAGGUAAAGGAGAAGGAGAAAGUGUUGAAGCCAGAUGUAGACAACACCACCUUGGUAUACCGUGGCAUUGUGUUCCAGCUCAACUUUGACCAGACCGUGAGAAACGAGGAGAAGUUCAAGACAGUCAGACAUAAAGACGAUCUGGUUGUUGUGGUCCAAGUGCACAACAGGCCUGACUACUUGAAACUGCUUGUGGAGAGCCUGAGGAAAGCAGAGGGCAUUGAGAGGGUGCUGUUGGUAUUCAGCCACGAUUUCUGGUCCCCGGAGGUCAACCAGGUGGUGGCCUCAGUUGACUUCUGUCAGGUCCUUCAGAUCUUCUUUCCAUUCAGCAUACAACUCUACCCCCAGGAGUUCCCUGGUAAUGACCCCAAAGACUGCCCCAGAGACAUUUCCAAGACAGAAGCCUUAAUGCUGGGUUGCAUCAAUGCAGAGUACCCUGACUCGUUCGGACACUACCGCGAAGCCAAGUUCUCCCAGACCAAACACCACUGGUGGUGGAAGCUGCAUUUUGUUUGGGACAGAGUCAGGGCUAUGAAGGACCACAACGGUCUGGUCCUGCUGAUUGAAGAGGACCACUUCCUGUCACCUGACUUCAUCCACACCCUGAAGCUGAUGACGGUCCUGAAGACAGAGCAGUGCCCUGACUGUGACAUCCUGUCUAUGGGGAGUUACACCCAUGUUGGCUACUCCAGCAAAGCCAACAAGGUGGAGGUGAAAGCCUGGAAGUCUACUGAGCACAACAUGGGGAUGGCUCUGGGCAGGGCCACCUACCAGAAGCUCAUCCACUGUACUGAUGCUUUUUGCACUUAUGACGACUACAACUGGGACUGGUCGCUGCAGCACCUGACUGUUACCUGCCUGCCCUCCUACUGGAAGGUGAUGGUGUGCGAGGCUCCCAGGAUCUUCCAUGCUGGGGACUGUGGCAUGCAUCACAAGAAGGCAGUGUGUAUGCCGGCCAGCCAGAAAAUCAAGAUAGAGAACAUUCUCCAGAGCAGUGGAAACCAGCUGUUUCCAAAGAACCUCUUGAUAACUAAGAGACUUCCCGCCCCUGGUGUUGGAGGUGUGGCCCCCCAUGUGAAGAACGGAGGUUGGGGGGAUAUUAGGGACCAUGAACUCUGCAAGAGCUACCUUCGAUUACAGUGACCUUAUUAAAACUCUUAUUAUUAUCAUCUCUUUUGCAUCCUCUUUAAAGAAAAGAAAGCCUUUUAAAAAUAAAUCUUUAUGGACUAUU